Triplophysa dalaica is the source of this 1905-nucleotide messenger RNA. Its product is annotated as natural killer cell receptor 2B4-like. The record is from RefSeq and is a predicted model, not a curated record. The transcript has 8 exons. Lineage: Eukaryota; Metazoa; Chordata; Actinopteri; Cypriniformes; Nemacheilidae. The coding region runs from base 80 to 1183 and encodes 367 amino acids.
UUGUCAUGCUAGAAUCGCUUCUCAGUUCAGUGCCUCAGAUGACAGCAGCAUUGUGGCAAUAAACUAUUUCGUCUUUGCAAUGGACUUUGGUUAUCUGCAAAUACUUUUCAUAACGGUUUUAAGUUCCACAACAGCAUCCGAAGCUGGAGAUGUCGUGUUUGUACAGACAGGAAGUUCUGUUCAACUGGACAUACAACAAGAAAAAGCGCACACAUUUGAAAAAAUGUUGUGGGUCAAAGAUGAAGUAGAAAAUUUAGUGAGAUUUGCAAACGAUCCACAUGUUAUACUUUACAAGACCAGUGUCGAUUUUAAUAACAAGACUUUAUCUCUAAUACUGAAGAAUGUACAGAAGAAUGACAGUGGGGUGUACAAAGCAAAAGCGACCGGCGUAAAAGAAAUAUGUAUUGCUGAACACAAAGUAAAAGUUCUAGAUCCAGUGAAGACUCCUCUUCUGAAUCACACCAUGAUCAGCAAUAGCUCAUGUGUUUUAAAUGUCUCCUGUUUUGGUCAUGACCUCACACUCAGCUCCACCUACCACAGCAACUGCAGUGAAGAGGAAGUGACAUCAUCUGAAAUCCACAAUCUAGCUCUGUAUUGUAAAGAGGACGUAUUUGUUUGCAACUAUAGUAACCCAGUAAGCUGGAGGAAUGACACGAUAAAGAUAAAACAACUCUGUACAACUCAUGAAACUUUGAUUUCAGAAGACCAUUCUAAAGAAUAUCGCACAUUUUCUUCUAUCCUUUGGCUUAUAGUGAUUGCUGUCACUAUAUCAGUGCUACUACUAUUAGGGGCAACUGUGCUGUAUUGCUCUUACAGGAAGUAUAGAAAAGGUACUAAACAGACUGAUGACACAAUAUAUGCCGAAGUGGAGCCAAACAAUGACGUACAAAGAGAUUUGGAGAUGUCAGAAAGAUCAGAGGAUCCACAUACUGUGUAUAGUUCUGAAAAUCUUGUGCCGGGUUACCAAGAGCAGAUUAGCACAAGAGAAUGUCACAUAUACAAUGAUGUUCCUGAAAGGAAUUGUGCAAAGACACAAAGAGGCAUAAAUCACCCCAAAACCACAUACUGCACAGUAGGACAACACAAUAGACCUUCAGCUGCUACAGAAAAAAAUAUUUCCAUUUAUUCUGUGGUUUCUAAACCACAAAAUGGAAAACCUGUGAUUAAAAAAUAUAAGAUAUAAGUGCAUAUAAGAUUUUAUUAAUGAAACUUGAUGCCUUUAUUAAUAUUAACCAUAUACAAGCAUUACAAUUUUGUCAAAGAAACUGAUUAUUAUUACCUUUUAUUGAAGCUCAUAUUUUACUGUUAUGAUUCUGCAUCGUCAUGGUUUUCUUGGUCUAGUGGCAGGAUCUUGACAGAGCAUCAUGUUUUGUGUGGAGAGAGACAAGUUAUUCUUUAUCCUAACAUAAUAUGCACUCUCUCCGGUCUCAUGUUCGUCCCCGCCCCUCUCAAUUCCUUGUGUAGCUUUCCAUUAGUGUUUCCCCACAUCUGCCUAGUGUUAAUUUACCCCAUGUUAGUCUUCGCAUACAAUGCUUUUGUGUCUGCUGUCCUGUGCAUUUUCGUACUGCUUAUAUAGCCUGUGUUGGCUAUUCUGCCGGUUUGGGCCACAUUGUAUGCCUCACCUUGCUGAUCGUCUUGCUGUUCAUGCCUUGUGGAAUUACGCUGCCUCGUCUGGUUGUUAUCUUCUUAGUGCUCUACGUUGCGUCGUGUUAUUUAGUCUGGUUCCUGUUAUUACUGCAAGUCUUGUUAUCCUGUUCCCUUGUUUUUUUUGCCACGUGGGUCGUGUUUAUUUUCAGUAUGUUACAUCAGUCUUGUCCGUGUUUUACCCCAUCGUGGGUUUUUGUUUUGUAUUCGUGUCAAUAAAGUUCUAGUUGUUGUACAACGCUGCCUGCAAUUGGGUUCUUC